AAAGGUCUUUCAUUUCAUUUGUAAAGCAUCUGCUUUGAAUAAUACAAGUAUGAAUUGAUUGUAAAGAAUUUGUAAUAAUGGUAGUGAAAGUUUGAAGGUAUCGCCGCACAAUGUUUCUCUCCCAUUUUUUCGCCAUCAAUUUACUCUCCCGUUUUUCGCCUCUCGUUUUACUCUCCCUUUCGUUUUUUCGCCAUCAGUUUACUCUCCCAUUUUGUUCUAUUGUUUUUUUUUUUUUAUCAUCAACUGUUACUCUCCCCUCUUUGUCUUCUAUUUCUUUUUUUUUAUCACUCACAUUUUCUCAUCCAAUCUUUUUUCUCUUUGUCUUUUGUUCUUUUCUCUUUAGUUCUUGUAUCUUUGUUCUUUUCUCUUUUUUUCUUUCAUCUUUUUGUUCAUUUUUUUUUCUUUCUCUUCUUCUCUUAAAUCAUUAUUUAUCUAGCUACAUUCUAUACUAAGUUUUCUACUCUAAUUACAAUUCUCGUCUUCAUUUUUUCUCUCCCGUUUUGAAAAGAGCCAAGCCUUGUAUCUAUUGUCUAAAGACGGUAUUAGUAGCUGAUCAUCAACACUAU
Molecule: messenger RNA, 566 nt
Organism: Umbelopsis ramanniana AG
Lineage: Eukaryota; Fungi; Mucoromycota; Umbelopsidomycetes; Umbelopsidales; Umbelopsidaceae
Exons: 1
Coding region: 111-452 (113 amino acids)
Source: RefSeq, a predicted model, not a curated record